Molecule: messenger RNA, 1383 nt
Organism: Meloidogyne enterolobii
Lineage: Eukaryota; Metazoa; Nematoda; Chromadorea; Rhabditida; Meloidogynidae
Source: the annotation of a GenBank genome assembly
AUGAAUUAUAAAUGUGCGAAUACAAAACAUCCAGCAUUAAAUAAAUUAUUAAAAUUGCCAAUUUAUUGUAAUCCAAAUGAGGAAAAUAAUUUUUGUCCAGCAAAUUUUAAAUGUAUUAGAAAACCUUUUUUGGAGGGAGAAAGGGAUAAAUUGGGGAUUUGUUGUGAAUUAAUUAAAGAAAAUGAAGAGGAGGUGGAGAAGGAGGAAGAAUUAAUAACUAAUAAUAAAAGAGAAUUUAAAGAAGAAGAAAAUAAGGAAGAAAAUAAUUGUUUUUUACCUUUAAAUGAAGGAAUAAUAAUUAAUAUUAAAUUAAAAAAAGAAGAAAAUAUUUGUGAUAAAUCUAUUGAAUUGAGAUAUUUUUAUAAUUUAAUUGAAAAUAAAUGUGAGGAAUUUAUUUAUGCUGGUUGUGGAGGAAAUGAAAAUAAUUUUUAUACAAAAGAGGAAUGUGAAAACCAAUGUAUUGGUGUUAAUAAUUUAAAAAUAAAAAAUGAAUUAAAUAAUUUAAAUGAACAUUUUACUAUUGGGUUAACAUUAAUUCCUGUUGAAAAUAAAGAAGAAAUUGAAGAAAUGGAAAGAUCCCUUCGUUCAUAUUUAGCUAUUAAAUUUAAUAUUAAAGAAAAUAAUAUUCAAAAAUUGAGAAUAGAAAGAAUUUCUGGGAAUGUAUUUUUUGAUAUUAUUGAUAAUAAUGGAAGGGAGAAAAUUAAAAAUAUUGCCGAAAAUUUAGCUUCUGGCCAAUUUCAAUUUACACAUAACGGCCAACUUUAUAUUGCUCAAACAAAUAAUUGGGUUGUAAAACAAAUUAAAUUGGAAGAAGAAAAUGAGGAAGAAAAGGAGAAAGAAGAAGAAAUUAUUUUUAAAAAAGAAUUAAAAAAUAAUUUAGUAAAUCGAAAAGGGGGAGGAAUAUUUUGGGCUAUAACAAUAUCUCUAAUUUUAUUUUUAUUUAUUGUUUUAAUUGUUGUCUGUUGUGGAUGUGCUUUUUUACGAAAUCGAAAUUCUCAAUUUUCCCAUCCAGACAGUUCUAAUGCAGAUACAAUUUGUUUUUCCUCAAGUCCAAGAAUAUUAGGAAUUACUCCACAUAAUAUUAAUUGGAGUCCAAUACCCAGAAAUAAAAAUAAUCGUCAACAACAAAUUAUCAAUCAAAUCCAGCCAAAAUCUAUAUCUCCUUUAUCUUCUGACCUUUCCUUCUCUGGACCUUUACAAACAAACACUACAAGGGAUACAAAAACAGAAAUUUUUGAAGAAAAUUAUGAAAAUGAAAGGAAUAAUUGGAAAAACAAUAAAUUAAUAAAUAAACAUUCAAAAUAUCAAAAUUAUCAUUUUGAAAAGAAAAAAGGAAGGAGAGAGGAAUUAAAUGGGGGAAAUGGAUCAACACUUUUUUAUUGA